UCUGCGGCGAGGCCCCGAGGCGCUGACGAGCGGAGGCCGGGCAGUCGUGCGGCGGCGAUGGAGGGGUUGGCGGUGCGGCUGCUUCGCGGCAGCAGGCUGCUGAGAAGAAACUUCCCAAGUUGCCUGUCUUCUUGGAAAAUCCCGCCUCAUGUCCUCAAGUCCUCCCAGUCAGAAGCUCUGCUUGAUACGACACAUAAUGGACUACCCUUUGCUCCACUGCAAACAUUUACAGAAGAAGAAAUGAUGAUCAGGAGCUCAGUUAAAAAAUUUGCAGAAGAACAGAUUGCUCCUUUGGUUUCCAGCAUGGAUGAAAAUGCAAAAAUGGAGAAUUCAGUAAUACAAGGAUUAUUUCAACAAGGGUUGAUGGGUAUUGAAGUGGACGCAAAGUAUGGAGGAACAGGAGCUUCAUUUUUUUCCACGGUCCUAGUGAUUGAGGAGUUGGCCAAAGUUGAUGCCUCUGUGGCUAUCGUGUGUGACAUCCAGAACACGAUCAUUAACAAGCUGAUUAAAAAACAUGGGACAGAAGAACAAAAGGCCACCUAUUUUCCCAAGCUGAUUACGGAAAAAUUAGGAAGCUUCUGCCUUUCAGAGGCCGGAGCCGGCAGUGACUCGUUUUCUUUGAAGACCACAGCUGAGAAGAAGGGAAAUUACUAUGUCCUCAACGGGUCCAAGAUGUGGAUCAGCAAUGCGGGACAUGCAGACCUCUUCCUGGUGAUGGCCAAUGUGGACCCUGCCCUCGGAUAUAAAGGAAUCACCUCCUUCUUAGUGGAUCGUGACACUGAAGGCUUUCACAUAGGAAAACCAGAAAAUAAACUGGGGCUAAGGGCUUCUUCCACCUGCCCAUUAACAUUUGAAAAUGUCAAGGUCCCAGAAACUAAUAUCUUGGGACAAGUUGGACAUGGCUAUAAGUACGCCAUAGGGAUUCUUAAUGAAGGUAGAAUAGGAAUUGCUGCACAGAUGUUGGGACUGGCCCAGGGAUGUUUUGACUACACUAUUCCGUAUAUCAAAGAAAGGAUGCAGUUUGGCAAAAGACUUUUUGAUUUUCAGGGGCUCCAACACCAAGUGGCUCAUGUGGCCACCCAGCUGGAAGCUGCAAGGUUGCUAACAUACAACGCUGCCAGGCUUUUAGAAGCUGGAAGGCCAUUCAUAAAGGAAGCAUCUAUGGCCAAAUACUAUGCAUCCGAGAUUGCAGGGUUCACCACCAGUAAAUGUAUCGAGUGGAUGGGAGGAGUGGGCUACACCAAAGAUUACCCUGUGGAAAAAUACUUCCGAGAUUCAAAGAUUGGUGUGAUCUAUGAAGGAGCUUCCAAUAUCCAGCUGAACACCAUCGCCAAGGUCAUCGACACAGAGUACUGACCUCGGGAGUGGGCCCUCCGGUGCCGCUGGUAAUCCGCUGUGCCUUCCGGGGGAGCAAACCUCCCGGCGACUGCGUGCUUUACUGAGGUCCCCACCCGAGGCCUGCGCGAGGCCUGUUCUCUUCCAGGCUGCUUAAUUUAGGCACAGGGGACCGUUUUUUAAAUUGGAAAUAAAUGCACUCAUAUUUUCUCUGAAACUGUUUUUAAAGUUCUAUACAUAUUUAUAUUAUCAUUCCGGUUUCAGAAUAUACAGAGGUUUUACUCCAUCCGCAUUUGCCAAAAACAGACAUUUAAAGUAUCACUUCUAGAAAUGGUUACUUUAUAUUCCCAGUAAAUCUUUAUCUUGUGGCAUCAAUCAGAGAAACGUUGCUUUAGCUGGCAAUUUUUAAUGAAUACUUUAUAGUUUCAGUUCUAAAUUGCCAAGUGAGAUAGAAACUUAUAAAAAAAAUUUUUGUUUAGAAGAGUCUAAGAAUUCUACUUCUAAAUAUCUGGGAAUGAGUGGAAAAUAGGGGUAUAACUUUGUAGGCUAUCUAGUUAGAGAAAGAACUAUUUUAAGAACGUAAAGCAAUGUAAUUUGCAACUCUAAAAGAUGUGUUUCCUGGUGGUUUCUUCAGAUCAUUUUAAAAACAAGUCUCUGCAUUAGUUUUCAAGGAUAAAGUUUGAAUAGUUGGAAUAAUAAUCAGAAAAUACUCAAUAUUUUAAUAUUCUUUUCAUCUUUCACUAUUUCUCAGUAGCACAAUUUUUUUUUUUUUUUUUUUUUUUUUUUUGCUGAAUUUUAAUUGAAUGUGGUUUCCUUAAACUUGGUUACAGAACUUUAUCCUGAAUAGAAAUUCAGAAAUUGGAUUUUGGUUGAGAGAUUCUCAAGAGAGAGAUCAUGGACCCAUGAAGGAUGUAUCAACAUCUCAUAGGAAUGGGAAGCAGAGGAGGGCUAUGGAGCUGGAACAAGCGUAUUUGGUGUCAGUGUUAGGAUAAUUAAAUAUUUGUGAAGGCAAAAGUAGAUCUAUUGCUUUACAGUACAGAUUAUCGCCAGGCAGAGCUCCACCGAAGAGAUGGCCGUGAUAACACCUCCUCAGUGUUAGGGUGCCCGGCCAGCAGCAGAGACCCCCAAGUACAGAUUUCGAGUUCCGGGGGAAGGCAGACAACAGAGGAGAGCUUCAUGUUUUCUAAGGAAAAAAGCUCAUACGGUUGCUUAAAAUAAUCAUUACUGUAAGGGGCAGCAUUUUAGCACUUAAUGAAAAGUUAAUGUUUAUUAAGAAAGCCUGACAUUUUCAAUUUUGCUCUGCACAUUCAUGUUUAUUUAAAUGAAUUAGUUUCUACCAUGCAAAAUCAUAGCUAAACAUUCAAAUUGUAUAAAUAAAAUUGAGAUAGGAAUUACAUUAAAAUAUUAGGGAGAAAUAAGGGCAAAUUUAGACCUUGAAUCCAAAGAGAUAAAGUGUACUUUCAAAUAGGAAGGUGAUGAAAACCCUCUAAGAACAAUGGCAACGAAAACUCACUUUCAGAACAAACUGAUCUGUCAGGAAAAAUAGAGGCUGGAAAGGGGGCUCAGACAUCUUUAGUUUCUAUGACUAUGUCAAAGAGGCGGACUUUACAAAUAAUAGAGUCGACGCCAAAAUUAGUAAAAAAAAAAAAGAAGAAGAAGAAGAAGAAGAAGAAGAAGAAGAAGAAGAAGAAGAAAAAUCCCAGCUUCUCCCUGUAGAGGUACAAGCAGUGGAAGGAUGAGAACCCCCAGGUUCAAGUCUGCAGCCUCAGCGGCCCCCACUACGUCUCGACCUUGACUGUGCACUUGGUGUUGAUAAAGUUCUGGUAGGUGUGUGUAUUCUGUGCAUGCUCACAAACACAGUAAUUGUGUUAUAUGUGACAGUUCAUAUGUGUACUGCCCUUCUUCUGUUAGCAAAUCAUUGUGUUGUUUCACCUAGCGAGCUGUCGUAGGUUUUCCCUGAAGUUCUUCCGUUAUAGCUUCUCUUCUGAUGGCCGUCGCUUGGGGGGGGGGGGGCGUUUCUCUAAAACCCCUGAGUGUGUGUCUGGUAGGGAAUCAGCUCUUCAGCUCCUGAAGCGGUCAGUGUUUAUUGUCUGUUAAUUUGAGACUGGGCUGCCACGGAGCUCAGAGGUAUGUAACUGACCAGACUUGUGGGGGCAGAGCUGGACGCAGACCGAUUGCCAAGUUAGUGUUGUUAGAGAUUUCAUUUUACAGUGCAAAAAUGAAUCUGUCAAGGAUUUUAGAAUCAUGGAAAGUUAAAAAGUGAAGGAUUCAUAGCCUAGAUUACUUUCCCAGGCCAUGCAUCCAGCGUUAAAAAUCCAAAUGUACUAGCUCCCAAUCCACUGUUCUUCCUGUUGUUAAACGUUAUCUCAAACAAAUUUUGGAUUCAUCCUUGUUAUAUUUUAUUGAUUUAUUUUAGGCUUGGCUGAUAAUGAACACUUAAAAAAUACUGUGAUUGAUUGGUGUCAUUGCUUACCUGUAUCAUCAUUUGCCAAAGACAUUGGCUUUUGGCGAGCUCUCUCUGACAGUAGCUGGCGCAUCAGAUUUAUCGUGUGUGAUCAUUUCGUUUAAUUUUUAAGGGGAAUUCUGGUAAAUGCACUGGUUGUAUCCUUGCUGGUGUAUUUUUGCUGAUUUUCCAUAAAGUGAAAGUUGUUUUAAUGGUGUAUAUCAGCCUGUAUUCUGUGUUACAAAAUCAAUAUUUUAUGGAGAAUGAAACAAUAAAGUGCUAAAUUAA
Messenger RNA from Lepus europaeus (European hare), 4066 nucleotides. RefSeq names its product acyl-CoA dehydrogenase short/branched chain (gene ACADSB). The record is from RefSeq and is a predicted model, not a curated record. Gene Ontology annotation, cellular component: mitochondrion. The transcript has 11 exons. Gene Ontology annotation, molecular function: acyl-CoA dehydrogenase activity; flavin adenine dinucleotide binding. Lineage: Eukaryota; Metazoa; Chordata; Mammalia; Lagomorpha; Leporidae. The coding region runs from base 58 to 1356 and encodes 432 amino acids.